AUGCUGGGGGUGGGGUGUGCCGGUGGUCUGGUCAACGAGGGGAAUGUGCCGGUCUUGAACGCUUCUCAGCUUCAAGUUAGAGGGGAGGUGGAAUACCUACCGUCGUUGACUUGUCUUUUACGUGUCAGCGGAGUUAGCGGGGGCUCACGUGCGGAAAGGUGGGCGAGGGGAUACCGAGGAGAAGCAUUGGCAUUAGCAGUACAGAAGAUGGAUGUGCCUUCUGCUGCUCUAAAGUCUCUACACGCGCUCGACCAACGGGGACGGGGAGGGCCGGAAAUGCUCUACUCGAAAGCCACAGGAGGGGAACCUGUGGAAGUUGAAAGUUGUUCAAUGCUCUACUCGAAAGCCACAGGAGGGGAACCUGUGGAAGUUGAAAGUUGUUCGGGUUCGUUGAAAAUGGGGGCAGGUGUGCUUGCCUGUAAGGAAGCCUGUGGAACUUCAACGAUCGCAGACUCGCCCCCAGUGACAUCACCAGUUGUUCGUGUUGGCGGGACUCUGUCUGCAUCUGACGGAGGCGCACAAGGUUCUGAAGGAAAACAGAUUCCUCGGCAGAUUCCUGCGGGGGAAACAUCGGAAGAUGACUUAGAAUCACAACAACAACAUCAGCAGCAACAUCAACAACAGCAAACGCAGGACCAACAGCAGCAGCAACAACAGCAGGGACGACAAGUGCCUCCACCUGCACGUGCUGCAUUGGUAAACGAUGCACAGGGUGAAGAACUUCUUGAUGCAUUGGCAACAGCUGUGGCGACGAUGGCGGUUGAAUCACCGAAUAAAUCCGGAAAGCCUUCAGAGUACCAGGAGAAAUCUCUGCUGAGAAGGAGUGGCCAAGUGGCUUCUAAAGCAUGGGAAAGUGCAAGAACGCAUGCAUCUGCAGCGGUUUCAGUCACCGCAUCCAGCGUUGCAUCGACGGACUUUUCCACUUUCAGGGAAGCUACAGCAAAGCCGCUGUUGGCAGCAGCAAGCUACAUAGGCUUGGGACCCUUCUUCGGCUCUUCUGUUGCAAGCCCACCAGGAGACGCACCCUUCGACCAAGCUGAGCCAGGCGCUGGCAGCCAAUGUGCAUGUGAGGCUGAAGAUAGUAAUAUCAAAUGGAGUAAAUGUGGCUGUGCAUACGCUCCAGUAAUGGACAGCGAGGGGCCCUCCAGCUCGAAAUGGUUGAAGGGGAGGCUCCGUCUUCCAGCAGUGACAGACUGGCUUUGCUCCCCCAGCGGCGGAUGCGACGGGCAGCUGAGCUGCAGCUUGGCUCUUGCGGAUGAAGAGACAGAAUUGGAAGGCAGUGAAGCAGAAGCUGCUGCCAAACAAUACAUGGCAACAGUUAGUGGGGUGUCUACUGCAUCGGCAGGUGAUGCUCGGAGAGGUAACUUGACGACUCCUCCCCAGCACGCGCCCUCCAGCGAUUUGGGCGGCGGGUCCUGUUGUAUGCCAUCAACUCCAAAGACAUCGGGAAUUCUUAUGGAAUGUCGGCUUCUGGAUGCACGCAACCGAGCGAUAGCUGCUGCAGAGGAUGAGGGUAAAGGCGGGUGUUGUACGGUGAUGUCAGCUGAAGCGCACAAUGGGGUUGGGCCGGUGCUGGCUAGUUUUGAGAAGACUGCAGAUACUGCCAUUGCCUGUGAACACUGCCUACUGCCGGCGCUGGGUGGACAGGGAGGAGCCAUGAAUGAGGAGGACUCGAAGGCCAGGGCACCAGCAGCAGCGGACACAUUGCAGCAAGACCAACCGCAGAAGCAAAAGCUGUGGGCAUCGUUGAGUUCCACAUUGGGAAUGUCUUCCAGCCGCCCGGUUGGUGUUGUUCAACACGCGGCUACUACAGUUUCUUCUGUCGCUGGAGCGGCUAGUAGGGCAAUAGAUGGCUUGGUUGUUCCUCUGUUUGGUAGUUGCAUGCAGCCUUCGACACGCGAACGUGUGGGCGAUGAAUUGACAAAAUUAAACGGGGAAGCCUUCUCCGGAGAAGGAGAAAGGAAAUGCGAUGAGCCAGAUAGCCUGAAGAAGGAUCACGGGGAAGAAUGUGAAUGUGAACAAACACGGCAAGAUCACUUGACUAGUGAAACGUCUCAAACGAGUUCGCGUGGGCUGCUAACAGAGCUGCAGAGGAGACAGCAGGCCCUUGCUGAGGCAGUGCGCAGUCGCAGCACAAACUUUUUACAGCACUCUGUGGCUUUAACAGCUUCUUCAACUUUCUCUGAGGCGCGGUAUCACUUAGCAGAGAUCGUUGACACUGGCGGUCCCGAGGUUAGCGGCGUGUGGGCUGGUGUAAAAGUUGGUCUAGGCAUAGCCACGUUGGCCUCCGGACAUUUGAUUUUGGGAGGUGCGAUGGUUGCUGUCGCAACAAGCUCGUUGGGGAGUGCUCUCUUGUGGGGCCGGCAUCGCCAGGAAGUUUACGAGAUAAUGCGUGGCGAUUAUGCAGGAGAUGGAGACCCUCCCCGGGCGGGUGAAAGUGCGAGCAUUUCUGAAGGAAACGCAGAAGAGGCUAAGGAGCCUCGUUUGCUGCGCGACACUGUCGGUGGGGCUACAGACAGCGGCAUAGAGGAGGGGUCAGUCCCCCUGCCUUCGACUUCUCUUUCGUCAUGUGGUGCUGGUGAAGAAGGAGAUGUAAUUGACAGAAACAACGCAACAACUUAA
Molecule: messenger RNA, 2622 nt
Organism: Eimeria maxima
Lineage: Eukaryota; Apicomplexa; Conoidasida; Eucoccidiorida; Eimeriidae
Exons: 3
Coding region: 1-2622 (873 amino acids)
Source: RefSeq, a predicted model, not a curated record